AUGAACACAAUCUCGCCUCCUCCGCAAAUAAAACGCCUAUCAGGCCCCAAACGCUUCUUCGGCAUCCUCGUGGGCAUAACCGGCGGUCUAGGUGCCAAUGCCCUUCUCGCCUACUCGGUAUCCUCCUUCUACACGCGCAACACCAAAUUCGUCCCUUACGACACCUCAUCGCCUGAUCUCGCUACCAGCGUCUUCCGCGCGCACAACCCCCACGGAAACCCACCCGUGUGCAUAGAUCAUGCCGUAAAAGAGGUUCCGUAUGGCAAGCUGCCGGAGAAGUACUGGGUAAAGGGUAGUGGGGGCAGGAUAUCUGUCGAUCAACCGGCAUUGGCGACGGAUUUCUGUAGAGGCAUCUGGAGCGGUGUUGCGUUCAGGGUGCAAAGAAGAUUUUUGGAGAGAAAGUACCGUGCGAUGGAGGGCAGGGAGAAGCAGCUCUGGGAUGUGAAGCAGCUGGAGAGGGACGAUUACAAGGUCGGCACUGGCAUUGUUGAUCAUUUCGAGGUUGUCCAGCAUACAGAUGAGAAGGUAAUUGUGCGAUGCGGAGAUUCACCAUUCGUUGCCGACCACCGACCUUCAGACGGCCUGUUCUCAAUGGAGGUCUCCAAAGACGACAAAGCGCAGAUCGCUACCUUCCACCUCAAGUCUGUUUUCGUAGACACAACCCCAGACGGCAAGAACAACCAACCGCAACCUGGCGCAAUCCAGUGGCUACAUAGGUUGUACACAAAGCUCUGGAUGGAGAGUGCGACACGAAAGUUGAUCAAGGAGGCAUAA
This is a messenger RNA of Alternaria burnsii, 774 nucleotides long. RefSeq lists its product as uncharacterized. The record is from RefSeq and is a predicted model, not a curated record. The transcript has 2 exons. NCBI's taxonomy places the organism in Eukaryota, Fungi, Ascomycota, Dothideomycetes, Pleosporales, Pleosporaceae. Bases 1 to 774 code for a protein of 257 amino acids.